This is a messenger RNA of Nelumbo nucifera (sacred lotus), 2187 nucleotides long. RefSeq names its product binding protein. Gene Ontology annotation, molecular function: protein binding. NCBI's taxonomy places the organism in Eukaryota, Viridiplantae, Streptophyta, Magnoliopsida, Proteales, Nelumbonaceae. The record is from RefSeq and is a predicted model, not a curated record.
CGUUGGCUCAUCAUACAAGAAAAGAAAGAGCAAAAGCAAUUGUACGUCUCUUUUGCCUUUUAUUUUUUUAUCUAAAAACCGCCAAUUGUCCAAUCAUCCAACUUGAAGCAUCUGAUUACUGCUAACGCCAUCCAUAUCCCUGGUGAUAAAUAUGAAUGGAAUAUGCAAGAUUGCCCCAUGAUCUCCUACUGAAAACAGAAGAAAAAACAAAAAAGAUAAGUUAUCUGCAUAUACAUGAGAUUUUUCAUUUGAAUCUUGUUAUUAUUGUUGUUGUUAUUGUUCAUAAUUACCUCCCGGAGAGAAAGCUCAGCCAGCUUCCAAGCAGCCUCUCUCUCUCUACAACUUCUCUCCCCUCUCUUCUAUCUACCUCUGCAUCUCCCUCUCCUUCAUGAUCCUAUCAGCAGGCCUGGAUGUCUGCAUCGAGGGCCUCCUUCAGCUCCUGCCCGAACUUGUCCACCACAUCUUUGAUUCUGAAAGACAUGUCUAUGCGGAAAUCACAUACCUGUACUGCUUCUCUCUCUCUCUCUCUCGCUCGUUCUUACUUCAUUGUAUGGAGUAUGGACAAUGGACUGCAAAAUUUGAAUUCAUGUCUAUUUCUGAUAAUCACCCGCCAGUGACCAAACCAGUAGUUGUAACCUUCAGAUCAAGCACUCUGGAUCUGCUAAUUUCCUAUACCCUAAGUCUGUUGCUGGAUUUCCAAUGAAACUGCACCAUCUGUCCUCUGAAAGUGUGAAGUAACUUGAAUGCGACGUUUGGAUUUUGGAAGGCAUUUGUAAUUUGAAUUGAGGGCAAUCUCGGGAAUCCCUAAAAUAUAAACCUUGUUCGAACCGGUGGGGCCUUUUCCUUUCGCGAUUCUUCUCCACUCCAGCAUCCAGUUCUCCUUUACCCUCUGAACUAUUUACACAGAAAAGGAGAAGAAAACGAAAAUUGAGGAAGAAAGAAUGUUGAGAUCUUUCUACCAUGGAAUCGCCCAACAACAGAAAAGGAGAUUUCUACUUCACCAGUUGUUUACUCGGAGGGAGAUUCACAGCAGAAAUAAAAAGGCAAUGGAGUUCGUGGCAAAAGGAUGGAAUGCUUUACAGGAAGUUGAUAGAGUCAUCGACUACACCGAACCUAACGACCCUCGUCUUUUCCCUCUUAUGAGAACUGCAAAGGAGAAUUUCGAAUUGGCAUUGGAAGCUGAUAAUUCAAAUGUCCAUGCAAGAUAUUGGCUGGCCAGACUUCAUCUCAAAUAUCAUGUCCCUGGGGCCUGUAAAGCCUUAGGAGUUGCUUUAUUAGUGGAAGCUGCAGAUAUGGGUGAUCCAGAUGCACAAUAUGAACUGGGUUGUCGUCUAAGAGUUGAGAAUGAGAAUGUUCAAUCAGAUCAACAGGCUUUCUAUUAUCUGGAGAAAGCUGUUGACCAGUUGCAUCCAGGUGCGUUGUACCUUCUAGGUGCUGUAUAUUUGACAGGGGACUGUGUAAAGAAAGAUAUUGCUUCUGCAUUGUGGUGUUUUCAUAGAGCAUCAGAGAAGGGGCAUGCUGGUGCAGCAAUAGCAUAUGGAUCACUGCUUUUACAAGGUGCUAAAAUCCCAGUAGCCCUAACAAAAUUUAAUUCAAGAGGGGGUAUCUCUACUAAAAAAGCAAAACAACAUGUGGAAAGCCCCAUGGAGGACCCAGUAGAGAUGGCAAGGAAGCAGUUCGAAAUAGCUGCAAAGGCUGGAUGUGGUCUUGGAUUGCAAUGGUUGAAAAGACUUGAGGAGGAGGAGGAGAAGCUUCAGAUUGUUGCAUAAAGUGUAGAAGCGCAAUUGAUAGACAUCAAACUUCAUAAAUAUCAAACCUACAUCUUGUAAUGCUUCAGUCACUGCUUUCAUGGAUGUGGCUCAGGAUGUAAAAUUUGUUGUAAAGCUGUCAUAGAAUCAGACAUAUCAAUACAUGAAUAAAUGGUCCUUGGGAUAAGCUUAUAGAAAGAUCGGAAUAUAGUCUAGUCAUGCUUAUCCAACAAUGCCAAUGUUCCUGUAUGAAUCUUUUAUUCUUUUAAUAGGGAGGACAUUAACCUUCCCAGACUUAUGAAUCCAUUAAGGACCAUGCUCAGCUGAUGUCAAACUGUGAAUAUUUUGGUUUAUUUUCCACCCCAUGAUGGAGUCAGAUAGUGAGGAUGCUGUACUGUUUUCUGAAUAUUGCUAUGUGAUCUUUUCAAUUCCAUGUAAA